Echinops telfairi (small Madagascar hedgehog) is the source of this 3815-nucleotide messenger RNA. RefSeq names its product actin binding Rho activating protein (gene ABRA). Gene Ontology annotation, cellular component: sarcomere. The record is from RefSeq and is a predicted model, not a curated record. The transcript is spliced from 2 exons. Gene Ontology annotation, biological process: positive regulation of Rho protein signal transduction; positive regulation of transcription by RNA polymerase II. Gene Ontology annotation, molecular function: actin binding. Lineage: Eukaryota; Metazoa; Chordata; Mammalia; Afrosoricida; Tenrecidae. Bases 51 to 1199 code for a protein of 382 amino acids.
GCACUGCACGCCUUUCUGGCCAGACGACCAGCGGUGCAGAGAAGGGCAGCAUGGCUCCAGGAGAGAAGGAAAGGGAGGAGAUGCCAGCCAAGAGUGCCCUCCGCAAGGUCCGCACUGCCACCCUGGUAAUUAACUUGGCCCGUGGCUGGCAGCAGUGGGCAAACGAGAACAGCACCAAGCAGGCCCAGGAGCCUGCAGGCUGGUUGCCCGGAGCAACCCAGCACCCACAUCCUGCUGGGAAACCAGUGGUACACCCUCCUCCCUUCCAGAAAGACCAGCGUGCUGUCUCCAAAUGUCCAUCCCAGCAGCCAGAGGGACAGAGCCCUGGGCGAAGUCCGGAGGGGCCGCCUGAGGUCCCCCACAUCAAAAGGAAAGAAGUGACCAAAACAGUUGUCAGCAAGGCCUACGAGAGGGGCAGAGAUGUGAGCGAUCUCAGCCACCGGUACGAGAGGGACAGUGACCUGCGUGACUCUGAGCAGCCAGGAGACGACAUCGACAGGAUCCUCAACAGCCAUGGCUCCCCAGGGCGACGGAGGAAGUGUGGCAGCCUGGUGUCCGAGCUGACCAAAGGCUGGAAAGAGAUGGAGGAGGACGAAGUCAAGUGGCGGAGUGACAGCAUAGACACAGAGGACAGCGGCUACGGAGGGGAGAACGAGGAACGGUCGGAGCGGGAAGGGGAACAGGUGGCUGGAACCCGAAUCAAGCGCCCGCUGCCCUCCCAAGCAAACAGAUUUACAGAGAAACUCAGCUGCAAGGCCCAACGGAAAUACAGCCAAGUGGGCAGCUUGAAAGGGAGAUGGCAACAGUGGGCCGAUGAGCACACACAGGCCCAGAAGCUCAAUCCUUUCAGUGAGGAAUUUGAUUAUGAGCUGGCCAUGUCCAGCCGCCUACACAAGGGAGAUGAGGGUUACGGCCGCCCGAAAGAGGGAACCAAAACUGCCGAGAGAGCCAAACGAGCCCAGGAGCACAUCUAUAGGGAGAUCACGGACCUGUGCUUCAUCAUCCGCACAAUGGCUCGCCACAGGCGAGAUGGCAAGAUCCAGGUGACUUUCGGGGACCUUUUUGACAGAUACGUGCGUAUUUCAGAUAAGGUCGUGGGCAUCCUCAUGCGGGCCCGGAAACAUGGACUGGUGGACUUCCCAGGAGAAAUGUUAUGGCAAGGCCGAGACGACCACGUGGUGAUUACUUUACUGGAGUGACCCUUCAACAAGCAAAGCCAGAUCCGACCCACUCCUGUCUUAAUGCUAAAAUGUAAAGGCAUUCACAAUUAAAAUGAAAAUUGCUGUCAUAACUCAGUAGAUAUUAAUUGUACACAGUUUUAGGGCUUUAUUUUUAUCUUUGAACACUUGAAAAGCACUUCCCAGUGCAAUAGUUCACUAUCCAGGGCUGGCAAGUCCACACUGACAAAUGGUGGCCCCUUGUGACGAAAGAGCUGCUCGUUGGGUUUCUGAGACUGCAAAUCUAUUGGGAAGCGGGCGGCCUUCUCUUUCUCUGGAGGAGCAGCUGGUGGGUUUGAACCACUGACCUUUGGGUUCACUGCCCACUUAACCUACUGUGCCACCUGGACUGCUUAAGAGUGUCAUUAGUGUAUACUAAAUGUUUUAAUUCAUGAAAUUCCACUGACCCUAUUAGGAAAAAAGAAAUGGCUCUUCACAGCAGAAAUGAUUAGGGAUGUUCCACGAAUUACAUAUUGCAUCUAAGAAUGCCAGCAGGGCACACUAUGAUAUCAGCAUUAUUUUGUAGGAAGAUGGCAAAAUGUCCCACUUAGUUCAGCAAAUCUAAUUGGGAAAGGGUCUAAGAAGUUUAACUUGAUACAUUUGUAUUGAUCAUAGAAUCAGAUAAAAUAAGAUGCAUAGGAAACUAAGUUCUACAGUAGCACGUUGGCACGGAUGACGUGCCUCUGGGGGCUUUGCCUAAAAUCUCCAGGUAGGAGCUGGCUUUGCUCCUUCUGAGUGAUUUGGGCAGAUCACCUGGAAGCCACUACUGAUGCUCUCACAGGCACCUGAGAGCGUGGCUAUGUUCACUGCACUCUGAGUAUAAAGGUGGGAGAUUCAAAUAUGUCUGCCUUACUGUAGGACUUCUGGUAGAAAUUGAUCAUUUCCCCCCAAAAAACCUUCAAUUAUGCUUCUGUGGCUUGCAUUUAUGUGUCAAUGGACAAUGAAAAAAACCAACACCAUUCUAUGUUGAAAUGGAGAGUCCUGUAUGGAAGAACGUUAAGGAAUCCCUGGGAAACCAGAAACAUGUGAAGCACUCUGUCUUUAUUCUGCAAUCAAGACCACCUUAUGAAAUGGCUGAAAGUUAGAAAACAGCAUUAGACCUGCCAAAGUGAAAAAGUAUUUGUUUAAUGCAGUGGCCCAAAGAACGUUGACAAGUGUCUGUUGUCAAAUAUUUUGUUUAAUGAGUAACAUAUUUUCUAUACUUUAUAAAAUGGAACAUGAGUUUAAUUCAAAUGCAUUGGCAUUGUAGAAAUUUGGUAUUAAGAAAAUUAAUGUCAAAUUUUGAGACCUCAAAAUGAUAGGCUUUCAUAAUCGUUAGGUUUUAGAUAUAGUUGAACUUACAGAAAUCACCUUUUAUUCAUGAUCCUCUUUCAAACUGCAAGUUCGUAUACCUCCUUAAAGAAGUAGGUAUAUUUUGUUCCCAUCAUACUUAUGAAAUGACAUAAAUCAGAAUUUCAUGUAACUUGUGCAUUUACAUCAAAAAAAGGAAGCAUGUCAAAAUUUAAAGGCAAAUGGCACCAAAUUAAAAGACGUUUUAUGCUUCCUGCUUUUGUUUAUACAGUGCUUUUUCUAGGUUAGAUUCCACAAUGUCACUUUGUGUUUAAAAUAUAAGAAAAGAGACAGAGACUCGGGCUACUUCUGGUUUGGGGACUUAGACCAAAGCACAGAAAGAGUUAUUUCCUAUUCAAUCUGCAACCGUUUAUACAGGUAUGAACAUAUUCAAAGUUCAAGUUGUUUGAAUUUGGGGUUAAAAAUUCUCGUAAAGGGCCAGAAAACUAGAGGUCUUAGGGAAAAAUGCCUUCUGGAUGACAGGCACAUCCUGACAAUGGUCUCGUUAGGUGGGCAGCAUCCUAAGAGCUGGCUUGUUACACUCAGAGCUAUAUAGGGCUUAGAGAUUUUUUUCCUGGCUUAAUGUACUUUAUUCCUGUGUUAAAUGUCCCCUUGUCAUAUUGUUUCCUAACUAGGCAAUCCAAAAAUAUUCUCUAACCAAGCAAAUCAUUAUUGCUCGGUUAAACUACCUAAAGCUACCAUAACAGGAGUUUCUCAGUUAUCAGUGAUGGGUGAGAGGGAGGGAGGGGGUUACCAGCGCCUCGGGAAACUGGAACAAAACCAAAGAAUGAGACUGGUUGCUGCUGCUGUGGUACAUGUGGUCAAUGUCCGUGUCCUGUGGAAAUGGUUCAGCUAGCAAAUGUUCUCACCUUUCUUUUACCACGUAAAAGAAAACAAACACAAAGCCCAGAAUAGGAAAACCCAUAGUUGAGAACUUUUAGGGCAUUUUGACAAAUACAAAAACAAGUAUAGCUCAGGCAACUAAUGAAAAUUUCUUUAUACUCAACCAAAAAAAAAGAGUAGCAAAUGAAAUAAAUACAUUAUCAGUAGCAUUUUAACCUUGGUAAACCUAGAUCCCCAUUAAGUGCUGUACGGUUGGUUUCCAAAUCUUUGAGGUUUUCUAAGCUUUUUUUUCCUUCUGGACCUCCAUUCAAGAUGUCUGAUGCUUCCCAGUCUCUAUCAGCUGUCAUGCUCAUAAACUUCCAUAAACGUUUAUAGUUUUGACUUCCUGAUUCCCAACGUUAACGCUCAUUAAAGAGGAAGUUCAGA